GGCGUUGCCGGGCGGGGCCUGAGGGCCGCCCAUGGCCGCGGCCUCGGGCCAUGGCGGAGCCGCCGCCCGGAGCCGCCGCUCCGCGGGGCCGCGGCCGGGCCUGGCAGCGCGGCGGCUCCGCGCAGGGCGCUGAGCACCGCACGGCGCCCUCCGGCCCCGCUCACAACGGUCCGGGCACGGCGCCCUCCGGCCCCGCUCGCAACGGUCCGGGCACGGAGCCCCCUGGCCCCGCUUGGAACGGUCCGGGCACGGAUGCCCCCGGCUCCACUCCGGACGGUUCGGACACGGAGCCCCCCGGUCCCGCUGAGGACGGCCCGGGCACGGAGCCGCCCGGCCAUGCUCACAACGGCUCGGGCACGGAGCCGCCCGGCCCGGAGGAAGACUCGGAGCUCCGCAGCCGCGCUGAGGACGGGCCGGGCUCGGAGCUCCGCAGCCCCGCUGAGGACGGGCCGGGCUCGGAGCCCCGCAGCCCCGCUGAGGACGGGCCGGGCUCGGAGCUCCGCAGCCGCGCUGAGGACGGGCCGGGCUCGGAGCCCCGCAGCCCCGCUGAGGACGGGCCGGGCUCGGAGCCCCGCGGCCCCGCUGAGGACGCUGCCCCGCCGGGGCCGGAGCUGUGGCUGGUGCCGCCGGAGCUCCGCGCGCGGCUGCUGGACCGGCGGGACUACCGCGGCCGCGCGCAGGCCGUGGAGCAGCUGCGGCGGGCGGUGGAGGGCUGCAGCCCCGCCGCGCUGGGCGCCGCGCCCGCCGCCGCGCUGCUGGGGCUGAUCGCGCUGCUGGACGCGCUGCUGCACGACCCCAACUUCGCGGUGGCGCGGGGCGCGCUGGAGGUGACCCGGCUGCUGGCGCUGCGCCUCGGCCGCCGCGUCCCCGCCGUGCUGGCCCCGCUGGUGUGCGCGGCCGCCCGGGCGCUCGGCGACGCGCAGCCGGCCAUGCGGCGGGACGGCGGGCGGCUGCUGCUGCGGCUGAUGGCGGCGGCCGGGCCGCGGGCCGUGCUGCGCCUGCUGCUGCAGGAGCGGCUGCUGCGGCACCGCAGCGCCCGGCUCCGCGAGGAGCUGCUCAACACGUGCAUCGCCGCGCUGCUCGCCUUCCCCGCCGCCCAGCUGGACCUGCCGCAGCUGGCGGCCGCGCUGGCGCCGGCGCUGCUGGACGCCAAGCGCAGGGUCCGGCACGCUGCCAUGGAGGCGCUGGCCGCGCUGGCCUCGGCGCUGGGCCCCGGCAACGCGGGCGCGCUGCUCCGCGCCCUGGACGCGCUGGAGCUGCGGGCCGGCGGCGCGGGCGUGGCGCUGGCCGUGCGGGCCCGGCUGGCCAGGAGGGUGCUGCCCCGGCUGGGCGAGCAGGGGCUCGUGGAGUACGGCGUGCCCUUGCCCUCGUCCGGGCGCUGCCGCGGGCCCUGCCCGCCGCCCGGCGCCGACACCGAGUGGCUGCUGAUGGGCAGCCGGAGCCGCAGCGCGCAGCCCCGCCAUGCGCUGCACGGCCCCGCCUGUGCCCCGCGGGCACCGAGCCCCAGGAGGGUCCUGAGCGCCGGCAGAGGCAAAAACAAGCUGCCCUGGGAGAACGAGCCGGCUGCCGACGGGGAAGGCGGCUGCGGGGUGAGGAUGCCCGUCGAGAAGGGUGUGGAGCAGCUGGCUGCAGCCAGUGAGCUCCUGCACUCCGCGAGGCUGCGGCCCUCGCAGGGCAUCCCAGGCAGGGAUGAGCUGCUUUGCAGCAGGAGCAGAGCUUCCAGGACUUUGUUCCAGCCCGCUGUGGAGCUGAACUCUGAGCCCUCUGCCCUUGGUGCUGGUGCUCUGGGCUCUCACCAGCCCCAGAUUUCAGGGAAGUGUGGGACACUCGGAUGCCCACGUGGGAGGAGUGGCAGUGUGGGCUCUGAUUUGCAGAUUUUGGGACUGAAUAGCUGUCAGCAGGACAAAGUUUGUUCCAGCCUCAGCUUUUCCAGCAAGACCCAGAGAAGUUUUUGCACUCAGGCAGAGCCCAGCAUGUCCUUCCAAGGUGCCAGUGGCAGCCAGGGCACCUUCAUCCUGCCCUCCUUCCCCCUGUCGUCCCCCAGGAACAGCCCCAAGCACCUCUCUGCUCCUGCUGCCUCUGCAGGGCAGUCCCAGGAGGAUCCCAGGGGCCUCUCCAGCUCCUGGCCCCUCAAAAGCUUCCAGGGGCUGCCUAAGCCUGGGUGCCAGAAGCAGCUGCUCAGCCAAAAGCCAGGAGACAACACAGGGGACAGCCCGCUGGAGCAGCAUUCCCUGCAGCUGGAGCAGCAUUCCCUGCAGCUGGAGAAGCCCCCCCUGCAGCUGAGGGCUGCCCUGGGCAGGGCCCAGGGGCUGCGGGGGGCCCGGCCCGUGCCCCCCAUCCCGCGCCUGCCCAGCCCCCGGGAGCCCCCUGGCAGCAGGGAGGGCACGGGGCUGGCAGCAGGGCUGGCAGAGCUGCGCCUGGAGCCUGAGGAGCUGGACCAAGAAGAGAUGCAGAAUUCCCUGAGGUCCCUGCGGAGCAGCGCAGCCAAGAAGAGGGCAAAGCUGAGCAGCAGCAUGGCAGAGCUGGAGAGCCCCGACUCGGCGGUGAAACUGGAAUUUCCCGGGGACUGCCCCUCCCUGGGCUCCUCCCCCGGGGCCACCUCCACUGGAGAGAGUGGCAUUUCCAGCCAGGAGUCCCUGGGCUCCCCCGUGGCCACGCUGCCCCCCAGGAGGAGAGUGAUGUCAGACACUUUUCCAGCACUUGGCAGCAAAUCCCAUCCUGCAAAGCCAUCUCCAGCAAGGCCCAGAGGCACAGAGGGGGCAGAGCACCCCCCCAGCACAGGCCCUGCAGAGUCAGUGCCUGGUUUUGCACCAAAGGAUGAGCUGGGUUUCACAUCUGAAGAUGCUGCUGUUGUUGGCAAAGGUGUUUUUGGGAGCCCUCCUGCCCCAGCUGCCAGCCAGUCCAUGCCCUGUGUGGCCAAUGGGGAUGGCCAGGGUGCCAGGGAGGGAGCAGAGGCAGCCCCAGGGAGAAGCUUCCAGCAGAACAGCCCUUCCCAUUCCAGUUCCCCUGCAGGGAAGGAAGGAGAGAUAAAAGUGACCUUGUCAAAAUCUGCUCAGGAGAAGCUGAGGAGGAGGAGGAAAGAAGACAAAGAACACAACCAUAAAGAGCAGCAGGAAGGCAAAGACUUGGAAGGGAAGGAGGAGUUCCCUUGGGAAAGGAUUAGACUGAGUAUGAGUGAACCAGAGAAACUCACAGCAGAAAGUUGGCCAUUUCCUUCUUUCCUAGGGUUUAGUCUCUGUGGGGAUUUACUGACCUCGCCAAGGAAUGGAUCUUUGUCCUUAGAAAACGUGGCCUUGAACCCUUCCCUGAAAAGAACAUCCAGUUUGAAGAGGUCAAAGUGUUCAUCCUUGCUAGAUUCUGAGGAGCCGUGCCCCGCGCGGGGCCGCUGCCGGGAGGCGCCGCAGACGCAGAGCCCCGAGGUGCUGGACCCGGCCGAGCUGCUGCCCUUCCCCCGGCCCGAGCCCGCCCUGGCCGAGGCGCUGGCGCUGCUGGCUGACCACGACUGGGAGAAGAAAAUUGAAGGUCUGAACUUUGUCAGGUGCUUGUCUGCCUACCAUGCCCCUAUUCUGACUGCAAAGCUCCACGAAACAACUCUGGCUGUGGCUCAAGAGGUCAAGAAUUUACGCUCAGGUGUUUCUCGAGCUGCUGUGGUCUGUUUAGGGGAUUUGUUCACCCACCUGAAAAAGAGCAUGGAUCAAGAACUAGAUAAUGCAGUAAAAGUCCUUUUGCACAAAGCUGGGGAAUCCAACACUUUUAUAAGGGAAGAGGUAGACAAGGCACUGAAGGCCAUGGUUAAUAAUGUGACUCCAGCACGUGCACUUUGUUCUCUUAUAAAUGGAGGGCAAAGCCACCUGCACUCGGCCGUGAGGAGAUGCACAGCCCAGCACCUGGGGGACAUCGUGGAGCGCCUGGGCCCCGAGCGCGUCCUGGCCGGCGGCCGGCCCCUGGCCGAGAGGCUGCUGCCUGCCAUCGCCAGGUUUGCCCAGGACAGCUCCCAGCAAACACGGUACUACGGGAGGAGGAUGCUCUUCAGCAUGAUGGCUCAUCCUGACUUGGAUAAAACCCUGGAGAAGUUUGUGCCACCCAAGGAUUUGCCUUACAUUAAGGAAACUGUUGGCAGCCUACGAGAGAAGGGCCUGGGGGAGAUGCCCUUGGAUACACCCUCAGCCAAAGGAAGGCAUUCCCAGACUGGAAACGUUGGACAUUUGAGGUCAUCCUCUACUUGCAGAGAUGCUCCCAUCAUCCCAGACAGGGACAGCACGGAGAGCCACGAGCCCCCACGGAGAGCAGCUCCUCGCAGUGCCCUGGAGAGCGAGGAGUACGUCAGGGACAUGGUGGGGCUGCUGAACGCCAAAGAUUUCCGGGAGCGCAUCCGCGGCGUGCGGCAGCUGCUGCGGCACGCGGAGAGCAGCCCGGCGCCGGUGCUCGCCAACAUCGUCAGGAUCUUUGAUGCUUUCAAGCCUCGCUUACACGACUCCAACAGCAAGGUGACCCAGGUGGCUUUGGAGGCCAUGCACAAGAUGAUUCCACUGCUCAAAGACAACUUGUCACCUGUGAUCAACAUGUUAAUUCCUGCCAUAGUGGACAACAACCUCAACUCCAAAAAUCCAGGGAUUUAUGCAGCUGCCACAAAUGUGAUCCAGGCUCUGUGUCAACACUUAGACACCUCCCUGCUCCUGCAGCCAUUCUGCACAAAAGCCCAGUUCCUGAGUGGAAAAGCAAAGCAGGACCUGACAGAAAAGCUGGCUGAGCUGGUGCCGGAGCUGUACCCUCGGAAGCCGUGUGCGGUGGAGCAGAAGGUGCUGCCCGUGCUGUGGCACCUGCUGGGCAGCUCUGCCAGCGGCGGCUCCGUGCCCGGGCCCCGCGCGGCCGCGGCCGCCUUGGCGCAGGCCCUGUGGGCACAGAUGGGCCCCGGCCUGCUCGCCCACGCCGCGGCGCAGCCCCCGCACAUCAGCAAGAGCCUGGAGGAGCUUUUGGAGACGGGAACGUAAAGUCCUCAAAUGGCCGUCCCCGCAGGUGAAGCUCCAGCGCCGCCGGGACAGGGCGGGAACAGCCCCGGAGCCGGGCACGGUGCUGAGGGAGCCGGGAGAGCCCCGGAGCCGGGCUGGGCUGGACUGCAGCGGGAGAGACACCGGAGCCAGGCUGGGAGAGCCUGGGAGCGGAUCUGGGCCGGCCCGAGGGUCUGAGCCGGGCCGUGCUGGGAGAGCUGUGCUGGGCAGUGAGGGGCUGGCUCCCCUCACUGUCACCAGCACGGCCAUGCGGGAGCCGCUCCAGCCCAUCUGUGCUUCCCUCCAGAGGCUCCAGCCCGGGACCUGCCCCUGGAUUGCCCAUGAAGAACACACGGUCACAUCAGCACUGCGCUUUACAUGGAGGAGUGGAAGAGAGUCCUGGACACAGUGAUGCAGUGCUGUUUGUGAAAAACAUGUAUUUUUGUACCCCCACAGGUAGUGGUGCAGUAUUUGUUGUCUCAGGGCUGGGCAGUGGGGAGAAUGAACCCUGACCCGUCUUCUCCAGCUGCAGGCUGUGGACACAUUGGACAUGGGACGCAAUGGGAUAUAUAAAUAAAGGGAUUUAUUUCUGUA
Passer domesticus (house sparrow) is the source of this 5582-nucleotide messenger RNA. RefSeq names its product TOG array regulator of axonemal microtubules 1 (gene TOGARAM1). Gene Ontology annotation, molecular function: microtubule binding. The coding region runs from base 51 to 4991 and encodes 1646 amino acids. The transcript is spliced from 21 exons. Gene Ontology annotation, biological process: microtubule cytoskeleton organization. Gene Ontology annotation, cellular component: cilium; cytoplasmic microtubule. NCBI's taxonomy places the organism in Eukaryota, Metazoa, Chordata, Aves, Passeriformes, Passeridae. The record is from RefSeq and is a predicted model, not a curated record.